Paramuricea clavata is the source of this 783-nucleotide messenger RNA. The record is from the annotation of a GenBank genome assembly. Lineage: Eukaryota; Metazoa; Cnidaria; Anthozoa; Malacalcyonacea; Plexauridae.
UCGUUCAGGAAAAAAUUCCUCUAAUGUGGAAAUUAACGGUAAAGGUAUGAAGUUAUUACUUUCUACGCAACAGCAGGCUAGAUGCUCACUGAGCUAAUUUUUCUCGCUUUUAAUCCAAUAUAUAAUUUCUAGAAAGAUCUGAAACAAAAGUAAUCAAUGUUUCUGGCAUAAUUUGGACCAAACCCCAACAUUCUAGCAAGUAUUUUGCAUUAAAAUUAUUCGAGCACAUAUACGAUGUUCCUAUUACUCGCGCAGUUUCCUACUCCAUUCACCGCAUGCCAUUCAUACAUAAUACGCAAUAUUAUUUUUAACAAACCGUUAAAUUAUUAAUUGAAUUUUCUUUUCCUUAUCAUGACAGGCAAAUCAUCUGGAGAUACAAUGAAUCCUAUCUAUUCCUCAGCAGAUAACAAAAACCCUUCCUUGUCAAACGACGGCGGGAUAUACCAAGAACCAGAUGGGAAUGCCAAUGCGGCCUCGCAAGAGUGCGACUUGUACGAACCUGGUGGUGAUCAUGAAUACGACUACGCUAAAGUCGAACAGAAAAGUAAACCAGCGCCACCUUCGGAGGAAUUGGAGUAUGAUUAUGCAAAAACUGACGAUAUCAAGUCGGCUGUACAGCGAGCGCCGGUUAGAGGUAACGCCUAUCAAGACACAGUUAUCAAAAAUAAGAAUACGGCAACGGAUGCUAACGAAGACAAGGAAACAGGAAAUGAUGCCGGGCCUUUAUAUCAAACACUGGAGGAUGAGACAGCACCUGUUUAUCAGACACUGGAGAGUGAAUGA